Messenger RNA from Lotus japonicus, 1161 nucleotides. Its product is annotated as F-box/kelch-repeat protein At3g23880-like. Bases 1 to 1161 code for a protein of 386 amino acids. The transcript has a single exon. Gene Ontology annotation, molecular function: protein binding. NCBI's taxonomy places the organism in Eukaryota, Viridiplantae, Streptophyta, Magnoliopsida, Fabales, Fabaceae. The record is from RefSeq and is a predicted model, not a curated record.
AUGGUGUUAGGUGGCGAGAGCAGUGGGAGAAACUACGUCUCUUACUUAACUGAGAUGAAGAGAUUAGAAAUCCUAACACCACCACCUUCAAUAUCCUCCUCCUUAAACCCUUUAGGAGACUCAUUGCAACCAAUCCUUCCAUUUGAAAUCAUGGAGGAAAUUUUGUGCAGGCUUCCAGUGAAGUCCCUUGCACAAUUUUGUUGCGUAUGCAAGUCUUGGAAUUCCCUCAUUUCUGAUCGCAAAUUCACCAAAAAGCACCUCUAUCGGUCAUCAAUGAAUCCCACCCGCCAUCGCCUUAUUUUCAGCCCGUCUCGCUUUCUACAUUUCGUUCGCACGUCUUUCCCUCAUGCUUUCAUUUCCAACCAUGUUACCGAGGACACUGUGCGCUUGGACCACCCUCUCAACAAUCCAUACAGUGAUUCAAUCAUUGUUGGAUCUUGCGACGGCAUCUUAUGUAUCACUAUCAAUCCACAUGACAUCGUUUUAUGGAAUCCUUCCAUUCAGAAAUCUAAGAAAUUGCCCACCUUGGAAGAGCCUAGCUACAUAAGAGACUACUUUAAUCACACUGUAUAUGGGUUCGGUUACGAUCAUGUGGCUGACAAUUAUAAGGUGAUUGCAGUUUCCCCAUAUGUUUGUGAAGCCAAAAUUCAUACUUUGGGCACCGAUUCCUGGAGAAGGAUUAACAAUUUUCCUUAUUUUUCAAGUGAAGAAUCAGGUAAAUUAGUGAGCAGCACACUUAAUUGGUUCUCUGGUGUUUCUCUGAAUAUUAUUUCUUUUGAUUUGGUGAAGGAGUGUUGUCAAGAACUCUCCCCACCUGAUUAUGGAGGAAAACAUGUUAUUGUGACGUUGGGGGUGUUGAGGGAUUGCUUGUGCAUCUUUUCUUAUGGUUUCACUUUCUCUGAAAUUUGGAUCAUGAAUGAGUAUGGAAAUAAAGACUCUUGGACCAAAUUAUUCAGUGUUCCUGACAGCUUUGAUCUAUGCACCAGGGUGCUUUAUUUUUAUGAGGAUGAUGAAGUAGUCCUUGAAUACAAUUCAAAUUUGACUAUUUAUAACUACAGAAAUGGUGCGUCUAGGAGUCCUGAUACUGAGUACAACACAAGAAUUUUGGAAUGGAUGGUCCCACAACGCUACAUUGAGAGUUUAGUAUCACCUUGUCCGUGA